Molecule: messenger RNA, 282 nt
Organism: Rodentolepis nana
Lineage: Eukaryota; Metazoa; Platyhelminthes; Cestoda; Cyclophyllidea; Hymenolepididae
Source: the annotation of a GenBank genome assembly
GGUCUUGAGACAGCUGAUUCCGUAGCUGGACGUUCAGUACACUACAUUCUCAUUGGUCGACGCAACUGUGCCUUCGGACCCCUGGGUCGAGCGCUUCUUUGGUACACAGCUGGUGUAUCUCGAGCUCAAGAUGAUGCACAUUGUCCCUAUAUGCCACAACUUCCGCCAAUCGUUAUAGCUGCAAUUGAGAUUGCUGUCGCUCCAUUCUUGAAGUUUGGUUCUUUUGUAUUCGCCUAUUGGAUGCGUGGUUGUCUAAGCAAGUUUCGUAAACAGUGUUUAUGA